UCCCCCCGGCCAAUGGGAAGGCGCGCAAAGUGAUGCGUGUAAUGCCCUGGUCUAAUCUGCCGGUAAUGUACGGAGUUAUUGUGUUUAAUACGUUUGAAAUAGGCGGUUGACGGAGGUUUUCGCGGGUUUUGAGUGUUUUUACACGCGAUAUGGCACAGUACGAUGAAAUUAAACCUUUGAACAUGGACACGAAGCUUCAGGAAUCCAAAAGAUCGUUCUGUAUAGACGCGUUACUCUCUAGAACCGACAGUACUACGCGUUCUUUUAGUCCAGAACCGUCACGAAGUACCUCGCCUACAUCAACUAUAAGGAGUAGGAGUCCUCCGAUUUCGCCAGGAAGUGAGGAGGUAAACGGUGUGCAGGGAACGACCUUCGUACCAAGACCAGGACUGUUAAAUCAUCCGGGGUACCACCUGAACUACGGGUACCAUCAGCCUCAGCAGCAACAAAGUUCGGCGUUUCAUGCCCUUGACGGGGGUGUAAUGCAGAAGGUUCAUAUUCCUGUAAACCCCCAUAAUCAGUUUCAUCAAAUCCAAAUGGAAUGGUUGGCUAGAACGGGGAUGUUUUAUCCAAGGUUGCAGGAUCUUGCAGCUUGUGGACCUGCUGGGCAUGCUCUUCUAGGCAAAACAAGGCGACCCAGGACAGCGUUUACCUCACAACAACUGCUAGAACUGGAAAAGCAGUUCAGGCAGAACAAGUACCUGUCCAGGCCAAAGAGAUUCGAAGUAGCUACCAAUCUAAUGUUAACAGAGACACAGGUAAAAAUAUGGUUCCAAAACAGACGAAUGAAGUGGAAACGCAGCAAGAAAGCCCAACAGGAAGCCAAACUAGCCAAAGAAAGCAGCCAGGACUCUGGGAAGUCCCUAAACAGCACCUCGAACUCCUUCAAACCUAGCUCAUCCCUCACGAAUGCAGAAAGUUCCGAUAGUUCAGCGUCUAUCAAAGAAAACCCUGUAGAACCCAAGCGAAUACCCGACAGUGAGCCACUGUACAGGCCGUAUGUCGGUUAAAAAAGACUAUAUUUCUUUAUACUAAGACCAUAAAUAUAACUAGACACUGUUUUUGCCCUUAAUUGAUGUUGGUUACAAAAUAAAAGAAUCCAUCACAGUGUCUAGGUGUUUUAUGGUCUAAUGUCUCAUUAUUAGGUAAAAAUUUUGUGAUGUUCUAAGUGCAGUGUGGUGUAUAUCGAACUAAAAAACUUUGUAAAUUAUUCUUAAGAAUUAAUUUGUAAUAUAUUGUAAAUAAAAAAAGGUUAAAAAAACAGUUACAUGAUACGACGUACUGUACGUCGGUUAAAAAGACUAUUUAUUUAUUCUAAGACCAUAAAUAUAACUAGAGACUGUAUUUGACCUUAAGUUGCCCUUAAUUUAUGUUGGUUACAAAAUAAAAAAAAUGCAUGACAGUGUCUAGGUGUUUUAUGGUCUAAAGUUUCAUAACUAGGUGAAAAUUUUGUGAUGUUAAAAAGUGCAGUGUCGUGGUUAUAUCGAACGAAAAACUUUGUAAAUUAGAUUUAAGAAUUAAUUUGUAAUAUAUUGUAUAUAAAACAAGGAAAAAACAGUUACAUGAUGUGACGUAUGAUCUCAAGACAGUUUUGUUCUCAAAGACGUUCUAGUUUAGUUGUGUCUCUACCUCAUUGUUUAAAUCUAAAAGAGAUGAAGAUAAAAUGAAAAAGAGAAGGUUAGAGCAAUAGAUUUGUAAAUAAUUCGAGUUCCUAUAAAUGAUAGUUGAUAAGGAUAAGUUGUAAAUUGGCAAGAAUAAAUUUUAUGAGUUUUUAAAA
This is a messenger RNA of Sitophilus oryzae (rice weevil), 1777 nucleotides long. Its product is annotated as motor neuron and pancreas homeobox protein 1-like. Gene Ontology annotation, cellular component: nucleus. The coding region runs from base 150 to 1010 and encodes 286 amino acids. The record is from RefSeq and is a predicted model, not a curated record. The transcript is spliced from 3 exons. Lineage: Eukaryota; Metazoa; Arthropoda; Insecta; Coleoptera; Curculionidae. Gene Ontology annotation, molecular function: sequence-specific double-stranded DNA binding; DNA-binding transcription factor activity, RNA polymerase II-specific. Gene Ontology annotation, biological process: spinal cord motor neuron cell fate specification; neuron projection morphogenesis; central nervous system development.